Molecule: messenger RNA, 1100 nt
Organism: Patiria miniata (bat star)
Lineage: Eukaryota; Metazoa; Echinodermata; Asteroidea; Valvatida; Asterinidae
Product: 2'-5'-oligoadenylate synthase 3-like
Exons: 4
Coding region: 14-1036 (340 amino acids)
Biological process (GO): negative regulation of viral genome replication; defense response to virus; regulation of ribonuclease activity
Cellular component (GO): nucleoplasm; membrane; cytosol
Molecular function (GO): double-stranded RNA binding; 2'-5'-oligoadenylate synthetase activity
Source: RefSeq, a predicted model, not a curated record
UCGCCACAACAACAUGGCAUCGGCGGACAUGCAGGAGCCCCCGUGGUGUUUGCCUCCAAGGGAAUUAGAGUCGUGGUACCAAGAAAAUAUCCAAAAGGGUACAACGUUAUUCGACGAUACCUGCAGUAAAGCUGUGAAUGAAGUCGUCAAAACUAUCCAGAAAAUUUGCUCCACGGAUAAGGUCGUGUUCGAUGUCAGCAAAAUUGUUAAGGGUGGGUCGCUUGGAAAGGGAACCAUGGUUAAAGAUUUCUCGGACAUCGAUUUAGUCGCCUUCAUCUGCCCACCCCAACUGAAACCUGUCAAGGAGGUGGGCCUGCACAAUUACCAACAGCAGUUAAAAACGAUUCUUACGGAUUUGAAGAGAGAGCUGGAGAUCGAAAUCGGGGAACGCAGCAGGAGUUUCAGGACAACCAAUUUCUCCGUGCAGUUUUCGAUCAGAGUGGAUCGCGAAUGGCUUGAUGUCGACCUCCUUCCAACGGCCAAAAACGUUCCUGACGAUAAAAAAGGCAAAUUGGACCUUUUUCAGACUAUGCUGGCUGAAAGCUGGUGGGACAGAAAAUUUUAUUCAGUCUCAUUCGUAAAGAGUCAGUUAGAGUUCAUCCAGGACCAAGAUGGAUGUGUGAAGGAGCUCAUACGUUUGGUGAAGUACUGGGCGCACAAGAAACUUCCUGGGAAUCUCCACCACUCCUACCCGCUAGAGUUGAUCACAAUCUUCCGAUGGCAACGGGGCGGGAAACAGAAGAGAUUCAGUUUGGCCCUGGGGCUUAAAAGUGUUCUCCUCAUGCUGACAUCACUACGAGGGAUACGGACCUACUGGAAGGGACGUUACAGCAAGGCAUUUGCUAACCAGGUGAUUGAUAAACUGUACACCACUCGUCCCGUCAUGCUAGACCCCAUUAAUCCUACGAGCAACGUCUUCGAGAUUUACCACGACGAUGACAACCUGGAAGUCAUUAACGUUGAGGCUUGGAAGACACUCCGGUCAGAUCUCCUAAAGGGUGUGGUCCUUCGUCGUCGGCAAAGAUGGUGCCGCUAGAAAAACGGAAUCGGACUUCAUUAAAGGGAAUAUACAUUUGCUUUAGUGCUGUAAUUUUCAAAAA